Messenger RNA from Homarus americanus (American lobster), 7216 nucleotides. Its product is annotated as inhibitor of Bruton tyrosine kinase-like. NCBI's taxonomy places the organism in Eukaryota, Metazoa, Arthropoda, Malacostraca, Decapoda, Nephropidae. The coding region runs from base 1214 to 5419 and encodes 1401 amino acids. The transcript is spliced from 18 exons. Gene Ontology annotation, molecular function: protein binding. The record is from RefSeq and is a predicted model, not a curated record.
AGGGUCGUUCAGUAGUCUCGUUACGGCCACCACACACUACACGUCAUGGACGGAUUUGGCCAAGCAUUUUUGGAUUCUUUUGCCAUGACUUCAGUUCUCCGUGUUGGAUUCACCGUGGUGGAGAGUUUCAAAUAGUAAAGAAGGCCCUCUCAAUAAUUAUGGCUGCCUAAGAGCGGGGGAGCAGAAGAAGGGCCCCCUUUGGGGGUCCGCAGCUGAGUAAUGGCUCCCCUUUGCUCCUAUCAUUACUUCAAUAUCUGAUGGAGGGAAAUUGUUGAAAGUUUGUGGAACAUUAUAUAGCAACCAAUGGUUAUUAGUUAGCUCUACAUGAGAGGAAGUGACUGUGAGCUUUUAAAAUGCCUUGUUAUACUCUGGACAUAUCACAUGUAAUGUGCAGUUAGAUACAUAGAGGGCAGUUUUGACUGUAGUGUUUGUAUCUUGUAGAAACUAGAAUAAAAAACAUGGAAAGUAAUACAAUACUAACACUGUAAAGUGCACUAUAGAACAAGCUAUGCAGUAAUACUGUAUAUGAACCAAUUGUUUUAUAGACAGCAUCUCCUAUGGAUUUACUCAACAGGAAACAUUUACGAGUUGCUUAUUGAAAAACUAUUGCCAGUUGGCAGUUCAUGUGAUAUUAUUUUCCCCAUAUGAAUCCAGAAUAUAUGUACGUAUACCUUGAAUUCAGACUGUUGUAGACUCAACAAAUUGAGCCUUGUGUGCUCCAGACCUCCAGUGUUCUUCCAGUUUAUCAUGAAGACACAAAAAUAUAUCUAAUGUCUUUCAUAUGUAUGGCUGUGAAUUAACUUGGAGCUGGUCUCCAGGUUUUUUUUUUAUUGGUUCUCUUGAUUUUAAGAACCCUCACGUGUAUGUGUUGGAAGUAAUUACCUGUAAUUACUCUUACUAAGAAUUAGACAUUUUUGUGUACAUAAUUAUGGAUAUGAUAGAGUUGAGAACUAUAGCUCUCUUGAUUUAGAGAAAAUUUGAAGACAAUCUUAAAUCAAUAGCUAUGAUUCAAAAGCAGUUCCAAGUAGAAAAUGAAAUAUUUCAGUCAUGAGCUGAUAGUGUCCACGGUAUUGUACAUUGUGUCACUUGUAUGGCAUAAUCAAGCUGUGAAUUAGGUAUGUAGAUGGAGUGAAGAACUGAAGGUUGCCCUACACCAGCUGGACAGCUAUUUUGUUGUUUGCAGUUGCUUUCAUAUUCCAAGUAUAAGAGCAAAAUGAGUCGAGCACUGGAGUCAAAUUGCACUUCUGGGUGUCGUUCCCGGAAACAUGGAUCACUUAUCACUGCAGCAAUCAUCAGGGGGUCUGAGGCACAAGCAAUUUCAUAUACAAAGAAUCUGUGUCAGCGUUGUUGUUUUGUGUCGGAUGAAACGGGGAAAACUGCGCUUCACACUGCAGCUUCUUGUGGCAAAAGAAAGGUGGUGAAGUGGCUGCUGUCAAAAGGAGCAUCGGUGAAUCAGCGUGACUGGGAAAGUGGUUAUACUCCCUUACAUCGUGCACUCUUCUAUGGUCAUCUUCAUGUUGCUUGUGCUUUAAUUCAGGCUGGUGGUAACUUAUCAACCUUGGAUCAUGAUGCUCUUACACCACUGGACCAUGCAAACUUUGAUAGGCUAUCUACAGUUUCCUUCAACAAUGGAUUAUCAAAGCGGGUCUAUGUGUGGGGUAAUAACACAAAUUAUAAUUUAGGACAGGCAAACCAACAUGCAAGAGGAACACCAGAGUGUUUAGAUUCUUUACAUCGUGAAGGUGAUGACCUAAAGGAUGUGGCUAUGAGUAAAUUUCAUACUUUGUUCCUUGGUACUGGUGGUCGUGUAUAUGCUUGUGGUCAUGGCCAAGGAGGUCGGCUGGGACUGGAUACCAAUUCCCCAGUUAUCACCCCACGUCUUGUUAAGGCCUUCUUACAUGAAACUAUUGAGAAGGUGGCUGUAGGUCCUGACCAUUCUCUGUUUUUAAACUCUUUGGGACAAGUGUGGAGCUGUGGUACUAACUUGUAUCAUCAGUUGGGACUUAAUCCACCACCAGAACAUGUUUAUACUCCAAGAUUGCUCACUUGGCAUAAAUCCCAUAAGGAAAAUAUUGAAGGUAUUGCUGCAGCCAAAUACCACUCUGUUAUGUGGACACACACCAUGCUGUAUACAUUUGGUCUCAAUGCAGGCCAACUUGGUCAUUUCAAGAAUGCUAAUGAACGUACCAUUGUCAUCCCAAGACAGGUGACGUCAGUGGUUUUAAAUGAAAAAACUCGGCUUGUCUCUGUGGGAGCUAGUGAUGGAGCCACUGUAUUGUCAACAUCAUCUGGGGAUAUAUAUGUUCUUCAUCAGUACCAAAUACGCAAGGUAGCCUCUAGGCUGUGUGGAGUGAGCAAGGUGGCAUGUGUUGGAGGUCACUUAGAUUCAAAAAUUGGAGCAGAUGGUCUCAUAGAACAUGGAGGUGAUGACCUUAAGAUUGCUGUCCUCACUGGAAAUGCAUUAGGUCAUCUGUAUUUUUGGACUGCAGAGUCCUCUCAGCUGUCACGCUGUACUUUUAGCAUCAACAGAGAAUUAAUUUUAUCUGACUUCUGUCUGGGUCGUCAUUGCAUUGGGAUAGUAACUGAUAAAGGAGAGGCCUUCUCUGCUGUUGUAUUGCCUCUUCGUGAACGCAAGACAUCUGAUAAGCUUUCUUUUCGUAGAUUUUCAGGAAUAAAGGGUCAAGUUCUUGAAUUCCAUGAUCGCAGUACUUAUUUCACAUUACGCAUCACUCGUAUUGCUGCUUUGCACCGCACUACUGCCAUCAUGUGUGAUCCAAAGGGUCUUAAUUUUGCUGCUCUCCAGUUGGAUCUAAGUGCUCUUGUGUCAAACAUACCCCAAGUAUGCCAUAGUACUGCAGUAGAAAAUUUUGGGUCUCUACUUAAAGAAGCUAAUGAAUUGGAUACAAUACACGAUGUUGUGAUUGUAUGUGGCACUCAAAGAUUUCCUGCCCACUCCUAUAUCUUGGCAAGCCAUAGUGGUUAUUUCUGCCGCCAACUCAUUAAUGAAAGGGGCAACUUGCUGGAUGAAAAAGUGGAUGUUCAGAAGGUGUGGGGCAACACUCUUCAGAAUUCUGGAAAGAAACUCGUGAUUCUUCAUAAUAUUCAACCAGAUGUCUUUCAAGAAGUAUUGACAUUCAUAUAUACUGGUUCAUGCAAAUUUACUGAUGGAGGCUGUAAUCGGAAUGGGCCAACAAAUGACCAGCUGUUGGACGAUAUCAAUAGUAAUACUCCAGUCAAGCAUGAAUGGACAUCAAGUGAAAAUUUAAACCAAAGGUCUGCUUAUUCAUUAUACAAAGAAGAAGCAGAGUGUGUAAAAACUACUAACAGACAAAAAAAGAAAAAAGGACAAAGGUCAACAGAGGCCGAUAGAAUGCUACACACACUACAGACUGCUCUGUCAGUUGCAAAGAAACUGGAAAUCCCAUUACUUGAAAAAGAACUGCUUGAUAUAAGACAGAAUAUGGAUGAAUGUAUUCAAAUUGGAGAGAAGCCUGCUAACAGGUUUACAGUGACAUGCAAGGAAGAAUGCACAUACAGUCGAGAGAAGCAUCAGGAGCUAUGGGAUGUGAUGAUCCGUAGCAAAAAUGGAGAGGUUCUUGGGGCCCACAAGUGCAUCCUUGCUGCAAAGUUAGAAUAUUUUCAUUGCAUGUUUGGAGCCAGUUGGAUGGAGACUACUGCAUCAAAAUCUCUUGAAAUGCCAUUGCCAACCAACAUCCUCUCCAUUAUCCUUGACUAUCUCUAUGAAGAUAAAUCACCAAAAUUAAUUCAAUGUCGAGAUCCAGAGUUUGUUUGCAAUGUUCUGGCAGUUGCAGACCAAUUUCUGAUUACUCGGCUACGGGAACUGUGUGAAAGUGUUUUGAGCGAGUUGCUCACUCUGAAGAAUGUGGCAGAAUUGCUGGAAUUUUCUGUGACCUACAAUGCACUUCAGUUGAAAACAAUUGUAAUGGAAUAUAUAUGCCUGAAUAUACCUACACUACUGGAAAAUGGAUCUCUGCUGUCUAUCAGUAACAGUGAUAUUUUGGUGGAACUGAGUGAAUAUUACAGAGAAUUAUACCAUGCAAUCUCUUACCGGAUGAUAACCCCAUAUGAUCACCCACCAUAUGCUGAUGAAUUAGAGCAGAUGUUUGAGGAGAAGCCAUUUACAUUACCUGAAUCUGAUGAAGAAUGGGAUGACAUUUCAUCUGUUAAAGGGGAGAAGGCGUUAUCAUUUGCUGGAGGUUCUGGCUCAACACGUAAAAAGAAACGCCAGCACCGCAACAGCCAAGGAGAUGGACGUUCUCGAAAAAUAUCAUCAUCCUCUGUUAGUUCAUCUGACUGUGACAUAACUAGAGACUUAGAAGAGGAUUUUGAAACUUUAGAUUUCAAUGACUUACAAGAACGAGUUCUCACUGAAUCUCCAAGUGGUGAAAGCAAUAAUUGUAAGCCUGAGUCAGUGUUACAAUCUUCUACAAAUACCGAGUUGGUUUGCCAGGUGCAGAUGAUACAUGAAAAUAGCUCAUGGCAGAAAGUUUGCAAGAAGAAAAGCACAGUUGGUCACUCAGCCCUUUUACCUAUAAAAUCACGAAGAGAAUCACUCAAUCAAGAAAGUCCUGCUGCUAACAAUGAACAGUCUUGUGGUUUUCCCGGAAGAAUUCAGGCUUGUGUUAUGGAAACAUCUAACAGAGAGACUUCAUUACCCAAGUUCCCAAGCUUACAAGAUUCCAUGGAAUUAGCACAAAAAAAUGCCCAUUUGCCAAAAAACAGCAAGAUGGGCAAGUUGUCUCAGAAACAGCGUAAGAAACUGGCAGCAGAAUCAGCUGCUUCUGAAGAAUCAACAAAGCGAGUGCAAUGUUUUUCUAGGAGUAUUUCUGCACCUGCGUGGGGAACCACCAAUGGUGCCAUUGUCACAGCUAAUGCUAUAACUGGCUCUCAAACUUUGGCUGACAUUAUGAAGGCUGAAGAAGCAAAAUUGAAAAAGAGCAGUCCCCCAGUACCAAUCCAAAGCAACAAGAGGCAGUCUGGAUCAGGUACCCCAAGCAAGAGAGGUUUCAGUUGGGGUAAAGAUGAAAUUUCAGCAGAUAAUCAGUCGGUUAUAGAAAAGGAGUGUAAUGGACUGUGGUCAGUGGUGGCAUCUUCACCACCAGUUUCUCCUGUGGAUGGCAACCUUCCCUCUCCAGGUCACAAAUACUUAGAGAAACAUGUACCUCAGUCUCCUCCUCAACUUCCAGCAGUGCCAAGCUUUUUUAACAUCUUACUUGAAGAAGAAACUCACUCUGAUAAUUUAAUGAGAGAACAGUCCAAACCCCUGGGAAUGAUACAGCUAGAGGAUCGGGCCAUUGAGGAACUGUUGAUCUUUUAUGGAGCUUCAAAAUGUUUUGAAGAAAAAAUAACUGUGACCCGUGUGAGAAGAACUGUUGCCAAUCCAACUUGGAGCAAAUGAUAAAAACUGAGCUGUGCAUUAACCCUAUGUGACAAAGAUAACAAUGUGAUAAUUGUUUUGAAAAGUAAAGCUAUCCACAUACAGGGUGUAAUUUAGUCAUAGAAAAUUUACGCACAUGUCCUGACACCUCCACUCAACACCCCACCACUACUGCUACCCUCCUUCCCGGCCCCCAAACUAGCUCACUUCACCUUUCUGUGAUGCUAGCUAUUCAAAGUGAGUACAGCUUUUAUACUUUGUAUCUUAUUUAAUCUCAUGCAUAUGUGACUGUUGAUUUGUUUAUUAUAUUUUGAGAACUAUGAAUAUCCUUGAAGUAAUGUGCACACGAAGAUGGGUCACAUUGACGUAAUGAGCAGUGUUGUACGCUUCAAUGAAAAAAGUGGCACCAUCAGCAUAAAUAGCCGGGAAAUUUUAUGCCGUCAGCAUCGGCAUAAACGAUUUCAUAAAUUGACGACUUUAGCGUCAACGAGUUUUCGGUGAUGUACAAAAGCAGCCGUGAAACGCAUAUUCUCCUGUGUAUGGGAGUAACAUGCAAAAUAAAAAAAUAUUCAUUCAUUUUUAAUAAUUUAUUAUGAUUUAUAUUAUAUAAAUUUAAUUAUUCAUUUAUUCCCCCGCAGGAAUACUAGCAUCUCAAAAUGCUUGUCGCUCAUUCUGCUGCGCUUGAGCCUCAAGAUGUCCUUGCCCAUGGAGAACAUGCCCUCCACGGCAGCACUAGAGAGGAUGGGGGGGUGUUGUAUUUGAUGAACAACUCCCUCAUGGCCUUGUUGAGGAAGGUGUCCUUGUCGAAAUUUUUUUUCAAAGGUUUCUCCCCCAGGAAGGGCUUGAAUAGGUCACUGUCUUUUUCAUUCCUGCGGGGGCCUCAUACAGGGCCUGGAACAAUUCGUCCUCCACGUCAUGGUCGUUGUCAUCUCCCUCACUGCUGCUCCUCUCAGUCUCGUGCAUGGACAUCUCCACCAACCUGGACAGCUGGUUGGUGGCCUUUUUCCUGACUUUAAAAUUCAAAUCUGUAGAAAGCUGCCCGGGCGGCGGGUGCGGCAAAAUUUUUCACGGUCGUCUAUAUAACAAGAUAUUGUAAUUGAAAAUCUAACUUGGAAAAAUUGACAAUUUUAGAAGUCGACGAACAAAUUGACGCUUGACACUCCGCUCAGGUGAAAAGUUGACUGUCACCUGUAGCGUCAUCUGCCGCAAAAAAUUGAUGGCAUCAGCGUUAACAAAAAGUUGACUGCGUUAAAUUAACGCCGUCAACGUACAACACUGUUAAUGGGUUAAUUAUUAACCCCUAGGCAUUGGACUAUGGUUAGCUGUCAGGAGCUAUAUUGGGAUCAAAGUGCUGGAAUAAGGAGAAAACCAAAUAAUUGGAGAUGUCAAAGAAGUGGUAACUUUGAUCAAUGAUGAGUUUAUUACAAACAUGAAGUUUAAGCAAUUUAACUUUUCCUUAAAGUUGUGCAAUUGGAACUGGUGUUGAAAAAGUUGUAAAAUUAUUAGUCACUUUGUCUCAUAUAUAACCCUUGGAGUGUGCACUGUUACUGACAAUGAUGUAUUAAUUUCAAUCUGUUUAUACAGUUUAUAUUCAAACUGACUGAAAAUUUUCACCUUUGUCAAAGAAAUUUAUUUUGUAUUUAGAAUCUUGUGAUACAAGAUCACCAUUGGUCAUGUCUAAAAUAUUCCUGCCACACCAUACUACUAAAGAUGAUUUUAGGAAUUACAAUUUUGUGAGAUGUAUGUUUGUAUAGUGCUAGGAGUUCUAAAUAAUAAAAAGUAAAAAAAAUUUAUAUCUUAAUAAAACCAAAGAAUAAU